AUGUAUUUAAUUUUCUUUUCGCUACUAUUUUUAUCAUAUUGUCAAGAUCCUACAGUUUUUAAGGCAUCUGACAAGGUCUCUUAUAUAAUAAAGGAUAGAUUAAAGCGACCAAAUGACUUGCUGUUCUUUACAGAAGGCCUAACAUUUAUUGCGGAUGACAUGCUAUUGGAGAGCACAGGGUUGUAUGGAGAUUCCGAGAUACAUUACAUUGAUAAUGUGUUUGAUAAAUAGAAUAUUGGAUUGAAAGCACGAUAGCCGAUUGGAAAAUAAUAUUUUGGGGAGGGGUGUUCAAAAAUAAAAAACAAAAACGGAAAAGAUGAGAUCUAUAUGUUAACUUGGAAAGAGAGAAAAGCAUUUCUAUUGAAUAGCAAUUUGCAAUUGGUUUAGGAAUUAGAAAUCCCAGGAGAAAUCUAGGAAGGGUGGGGAAUGACUUCUUAUAGGAAUAAUGAUGGCGAAGACAUAUUGUUAAUUUCUGAUGGAACAAACAGAUUGUAUCAUGUAGACCCAAGCGAUUUUAAAGUUAAGAAAACUGUAAGUGUUCGUUUGGAGAAUGGAAGUGAUCUCAAUAAAUUAAAUGAACUAGAAAUUAUUGGAGAUGGGACAGUUUUAGCAAACAUUUAUGAAACCCCUUUAAUUGCUUAAAUAGAUCCACAUGACGGAAAGUUAAUAGACAUUCUUGACUUUACUGCGUUGAUCUAAGAUGUAGAAAGUGUGAAGGGAAAGGGAUAUGCCGACCCUAUGUUUAACAAGGUAUUAAAUGGAAUAGCCUAUAAAGAUGGCAAUUUAAUAUUAGGUGGUAAGCAAUGGCCAUAUUUUUAUUAAAUUGAAUUAUAAUCAUAAUAGUCAUCAUGAAUUCUUAAAAUCGUUAAUAAUAUAUAUACUAAAGUAGUAUUAAUGAAUAUAAUUAUAUAAUUAGGUUUCGUUGCUAAUAAAUUUUGUGUUAUUAUUUGUUAUUGAAUACUUAUUAUUUCUACUAGUGAGUAAGGUUUUAUUAUUUUAGUUCCUGUACAAAACACAAUGAAAUUAUUGGAAGCUAGAAACACCGAUUAGAUGAUGAAUCAAACGAGUAUUCUACAAAUACCUAAAUAGAAGGGAUUGUGAAUUAUUUCUAUAAGGGUUUUUUAUUUUAUUUUAUCAUUAAAUUGUUUUAUGUAAAGGCCAUUAACCAGCCUCACAUCUUCUCAAUAAUAAUCAAAAAUUUAUGAUAAUAGUAGUACUUCAUUUAGAAUUAAGGAAAAUAAGAAAAAUAGGUAAGUGAUUUCUCUAUUUUGCAUAGGCAAAUGCCGUAAUAGAUGCUUUAUGAUAAGGAGGGAUUGUAUGAGGAAAACUUGAAGUUGAAGAAGGAAUUGCAACAGGUGAAAUUUGAAUUGAAGAAGGAGAGACAGGAACAUGCCAAUUUUGAGAAGCAAGUGCAGAAAACUAAUGAAACUUAAAAAGAUGUAAUUAUGUGAUCAUUUAGACAGUUUCAAGUAAUCUUGUCUUAGAGAGCGAGAAUCAAGGAUUAGGAUAAGCUAAUCAAAGAACUUGAGGAGUAGGUUUUUCAAUUGAAGCGCAAUCCAGAAAGGACUAAGAACAAAGAAUUGGAAGCAGAAUUAGAAGAAUAAAAAGAAGCAUAUCAAAAAUUAUAGUUAUACAUUAGUAGCAAAUGUAAUCAAGAUACAAAUGAAACCUUGAUGGUCAAUUAAUCAUUAAAGGAUCAAAUUCAAAUUAAUUUGGUUUAGGCCUACAAACAAGACAACUUGAAUUUAUCAUAAAUGAUUCUCAGUUUGUAAUAGGAGAAUCAUGGUUUACAAUAGAAUUAAUUAUCAAUUAAGAAUGAGAAGGAUAGAUUGACGAAUAGGUUGAAGGAAUUGGAGAAACAAUUCGAAUCUGUGAAUAAACACAUGAUGUAUAUGAGAUAAGAGAUGUAAAACACUAAAAAGCAAACUCCAUCUGAAGAUUAUUUGAAAAAGAUUGAUGAAUUGUAAUAAUAGGUCUAAAAUUAAGCAAAACAAUUACAAUAAAAUAAAAAACUAAUAGAAGAAUUGGAGCAAAAAAAUGGAGAGUUAUAGCAUAAUUAUGAUGUAUUUAAAUCAAUGGAGAGUAAAGAGAAGGAAAAAUUGUAGGAUAGAUUGAACAUGCUAAAAAAGUAGAUAGAGGAAUUGAAUUAGAAGAGAGAUGAUCACGAGUAAUCUUAAGAAGGUUCCCUCUAAUCAAUUGGACUUAAAUAAGCAAUGACAAUUUAUGGUAGUCCUAGGAGUAAUAAUAGUCCUUAGAAAUUGCAAUUACAAUUGGGUUUUACAAGCAAAAAACAAUGUUCAAAAGUGAAUUCUUAUGACAUCAAAGAGAUCAUUAGCAAUUUAAAAAUAAAAUUGUUGAGCAAUAAUAUUGAUUAUGAAACAUAAGAAUAAAUUUUGUGCGAAGAUGAUGAUGAGUUUUUAACCUUAGAGGAAACGCAAUUACGUUUGUAAAAAGCACCCUUUGAAUUAAAUGAGGAUGAAUCGAGUCUUUUAGCCAGGUAUUUGAUUGAGGACAACACUGAAGAUCAUAUUCUCUAUGAUUAGCAAAGAACACAAACUAAGAUUAUAAUCAAAUCUGUAUAUAAGAAAUUAUUGGGGGAAUUCAAUUUGUUCGAUGCUUUAGAGAAGCAAUAGAUGUAUGAGUAUUUUUGUCAAUUGUUUCACAAAUAUAAUUAGGGAAUGGAAUCUGCAAUUAAAUAAUUCAACAUUAAAAAAAAGUACUUGGGCAAUAACUAAUGUGAAUAUGAAGAUUUUAAUGUAAUUCCACAUUUGUAAUAUAGGAAGCACUUAAAUAUUGCGAUAUCCUUUUAACUACCAGACAGAGACUCUAUUUGGAAUUGGAAAUAUUUUCUGAUUCUUAACAAUUACAGCGAUUUAAUUUUUAGACUCUAUUUUCAAAGUUUAAAUUAAAGGUUUCUGAUUUAGAUAAUAGUAUUAAUUGA
Messenger RNA from Paramecium octaurelia, 2941 nucleotides. The record is from the annotation of a GenBank genome assembly. Lineage: Eukaryota; Ciliophora; Oligohymenophorea; Peniculida; Parameciidae.